Molecule: messenger RNA, 1362 nt
Organism: Lacerta agilis (Sand lizard)
Lineage: Eukaryota; Metazoa; Chordata; Lepidosauria; Squamata; Lacertidae
Product: cytochrome c oxidase assembly protein COX11, mitochondrial
Exons: 4
Coding region: 16-765 (249 amino acids)
Cellular component (GO): mitochondrial inner membrane
Molecular function (GO): copper ion binding
Source: RefSeq, a predicted model, not a curated record
AAAAGAGAGCAAGGCAUGGGCGGCUGCGCGCGGGGCUGGGCUUGCCUCGCGGCUCCCGCGGCGCAAGGAUGGGCCCCUUGGCGGGCCUGGCUCCGUCUCCAUGGCAACGUCGAGGCGGCGGCCUGCUGCGGGCGGCGCGGCAAGGGCAGCGGCGGAGACCCCUUCGCGGGGGCCCGUCGGCGGCAGCAGGAGGACUGGAGGCACCGCAACAAGACGGUGCUGACGUACCUGGCGGCCGGCGUCGUGGGCGUGGCGGGCAUGUCCUACGCGGCCGUGCCGCUUUACCGCCUCUACUGCCAGGCUACUGGACUUGGAGGGUCAGCAGUAGCAGGCCAUGGUUCAGGAGAGAUUGAGACAAUGGUACCUGUUAAAGAUCGCAUCAUUAAGGUUACCUUCAAUGCAGAUGUACAUGCAAGCCUUCAGUGGAAUUUCAGACCUCAGCAGACUGAAGUAUAUGUGGUUCCAGGAGAGACCGCACUGGCAUUUUAUAAAGCAAAGAAUCCCACUGAUAAACCAAUAAUUGGAAUCUCUACCUACAAUGUGGUACCUUUUGAAGCUGGGCAGUAUUUCAACAAGAUACAAUGUUUUUGCUUUGAAGAACAACGACUUAAUCCCCACGAAGAAGUGGACAUGCCGGUAUUUUUCUUCAUUGAUCCUGAAUUUGCAGAAGACCCAAGGAUGGCCAGUGUUGACUUGAUCACUCUUUCUUACACAUUUUUUGAAGCAAAGGAAGGACAGAAACUGCCACUCCCCGGUUAUAACUAAUAGUACAGCAGCCAGACACUGCAGUGGAGAUUCUCUGCUAUUCAAUAUUCGUGAUCUACAGACUGCAAAAGCACAUUCCUUAACUCAGUAGGAAGUUGCUUAAAAACGGUAAAAGUUGUGUUUUAGAAAUUGAAUCAUAUAGAGAUUUGAAGAUGCGAUGUUUAAUUUUGCACACAGGAACCAUGAUUAUGAAUAAUAAUUAUAAAAUGCAUGUAGAGGGUGGUAUUUUCAAAUCUAAUUUAAUUUUAGACACUGCUAAAACUCCUUUAGCUGUUUGCAAUAUAUCAGAGGUAGCACUCAUCUAUAAAUUAUGUGAAGGUUUGUAACCAAAGUGCAGAUGCCAUAUGAAAUGUUAUGCUGAAACUCAGCUGUUCUGUGCCAUCUAUGUUAUAUUCUCGUAAACUGAACUCAAAAGAAUCUGUAACCAACCCAGAAUCAAAGGAAACCACCUCUUGUAAGUUCCCUGAUUAUUCUUUUUAGACCUAUUUUUUUUUCUUCCUCCCAGCCAUAACUCUUUCCUCCUACUAUUCCCUUCUGUUAAAGUGACAUUGAAGGUUAGCAUAUUAAACUUUGGUACUAUUCUUAGAGCUGCAUUGG